Molecule: messenger RNA, 922 nt
Organism: Cucumis sativus (cucumber)
Lineage: Eukaryota; Viridiplantae; Streptophyta; Magnoliopsida; Cucurbitales; Cucurbitaceae
Product: universal stress protein PHOS32
Exons: 4
Coding region: 159-653 (164 amino acids)
Source: RefSeq, a predicted model, not a curated record
UUUCUUCGUCUCUUUCUCUCACAAUCAAUAAUGGUUAAUCCUUACGAUGGUGGAGUCUCUUCCCCUUAAAUUCCGCUCCCCUCUCCAAAAUUCUUCACAUUAAAAAAGAAAUAACGAAGCUUUUCGACAUUCAUUCCUUCAUUCCCACAACAAAAAUCAUGGACGGUGAACGGAGAGUCGGCGUUGCGGUGGAUUUCUCUGCCUGUAGCAUUAAAGCCCUCAAAUGGGCCAUCGACAACGUUAUCCGCAAGGGCGAUUUCCUUGUUCUCAUCGCCGUUCGUCCCGAAGGCGAUUAUGAAGACGGCGAGAUGCAGCUCUGGCAAACCACCGGAUCUCCGCUUAUUCCUUUGGUUGAAUUUUCCGAUCCGAACACUAUGAGGAAGUACGGGAUUAAGCCUGAUGCUGAAACUCUGGAUAUUGUGUCAACGGCGGCUGCUCAGAAGGAGAUCAAUGUUUUACUUAAGAUUUAUUGGGGAGAUGCUCGUGAGAAGAUUUGUGAAGCAAUUGAUCAUAUUCCUAUUACUUGUCUCAUCAUUGGGAACAGAGGUCUCGGCAAACUUAAGAGGGCCAUAUUGGGGAGUGUAAGCAACUAUGUAGUGAACAAUGGUUCGUGUCCAGUCACUGUGGUGAAGAAAGCAGAUCAUGAAAACUGAUCAUCCCAACCCAACAACACUCUUAAAUUCUACAUUUUCCCAUUCAAAUUUUCUGAUUGUAAGAUACUGAUUGUGUUUUGUGAAUUUGGUAAUGUAUAUGUUGAUGAUGGUCUGUCCUUAACUAGUUUGACGUGUUGUUAAAAUGUUUGUUAAAUAAUGAGUGUUUCUAUGGGCUGUUAUUGGAAUGGUUUAGAGACUGUUUGGGUGUGUUCUUGAAAACAGUUUUCUGUUUAAUAACAAUUUAGUACAAAUAUGUCCACUAUUUUGUU